Molecule: messenger RNA, 4154 nt
Organism: Procambarus clarkii (red swamp crayfish)
Lineage: Eukaryota; Metazoa; Arthropoda; Malacostraca; Decapoda; Cambaridae
Source: RefSeq, a predicted model, not a curated record
GGGAGGAUGGAGCAAUUUAGUAGUCGCGUUGGAGUCAGUGUGUAGUGGCCCCGGGCUCCUCCUCUCUCCUGUGUGUUGCCCUCCGGCUGGUCCGCACUCCACACUCGUACUCUUUCACGGUGAUUACUCGUCAUCACUCACACUACGGCGGUGUUCACUCACACUGCGGCGGUAAAAGAGGCACAUUAAACGUGAGGUCAUUUAACAGAACGAUGGUGAACGGUAUUAAACAGUAACGUCGUUUACUAGUAAAAGUCUAAUUUUUGACGGUUAGCGACGGUGACAACCGACUUAACGAACGUUUAAAAAGCGAAUGAUGUGUAAUUAGCCGAGGACAGUUUAGUACAACGGCGGCCGUUAAUGUCAACAAACAGGGAACAUCGGCAAACAGGGAACGCCGAUCGAAAAAAACACAUCAACAUACACAACCGAAAAAGGAAACAGAGAACGUUGAUGAAAGAGUAACAACAGACAGGAUAAACAGGAUCAAACAGGAACGGAGACGCCCAGAGAGCAUAAGGUAACAUAAAGACGUAGUGUAUAUAGUGAACGGCAAGAAUUACGUUCAGUACCGAGCAGUUACUCGUCAACACCUCCACAUUACCUUCCCAGUACUUUACUUACAUUAACCUAGUUACACUUCCAGCACCAGUGAACGGCCGGUGAACAGUGAAACUCAGUGAACACGAAGCAACGAGUAACUGUGAACGAUGAACAGUGUAUGAGUUUAAUAGACUCAGGAAAAAGACUUAAUGAGAUUGAGGAGCAACAGUAAACAGAGCAACAGAAGUGCAGGACGGAGCGCUGAACCAGACAACAGUAGGGCCCAUAUCAACCCACCCAGGCUGCGGCGGUGCUGUGGCGGACGGGCGGCGGUGCUGUGGCGGACGGGCGGCGGUGCUGAGGCGGACGGGCGGCGGUGCUGUGGCGGACGGGCGGCGGUGCUGAGGCGGACGGGCGGCGGUGCUGAGGCGGACGGGCUGCGGUGCUGAGGAUGACGAUGGCGGCGGAGAAGAGCAACCUGCUGAGCUCCAUCCCCCGGGUGAAGCUGUGGGUGGUGCUGGUGCUGACGCUGGUGUUCACGGUGGUGCUGCUCGGCGCCUCCCACCUCACACACUCCCUCACCCUCAGGGUGGAGGCCUACCACACCCUCUACAACCUGCUCUCUCUCAUUGGCUGCCUUCUCACCAUGAAGCUGUGCUCUGGGCCGCAGUCUCUGCACAACACAUUCGGGUGGGCGCGGCUGGAGGUGCUCUCCAUGCUGACCACUCAGCUCUUCCUCACCGCCCUCUGCUUCAGCGCCGCCAUCGACUCCGUCCAGACGGCCGUGCACGUCGGCCACCAGGACGCGAUGCACCAUCCACUGAAGGUGAUGGCGCUGGGAGCUGUGGGCGGCGGCCUCAACGCCCUCGUCUUCUGUCUUAUUGGAGGCUACACCCACCACCAAGGCUGCUUCCUGGAGAUGCGGGACUCAGGGAGCGUGUGGGUGGGGCGGCAGGUGACGCAGGAGGCGGUGCAGGCCGGCCGCCGGAUGCUCUCUUCCAGCAACCUGCGGGCCGGAUCGUCCAGGCCUAUUAGCAGGAUCCGGCAGGUCAUCAAUGAGGUCCUCAGAGACAACUGUGGUCUGGUGAUGGUGGAGGUGUGCGCUGCUGUCGUGUACUGGGACGACGGAGGCACGGUAGCCCUCUAUAUAGACCCAGCCUUGGCCGUCACCUCCGCCGCCCUUCUCAUGUGGUUUAGUUACCCAUAUGGGCGGGAGUGUUGCCACAUCUUGCUGCAGACCAUCCCGGGCCACAUCGACGUGGAGGCCUUCCAGGUGAGGAUCCUGGAGCAGUUCCCAGCCGUGGUCAACAUCCAUCACCUCCACAUCUGGACCUUCACCCCCACCAAGGUGGUGGCGACGGCCCACGUCGUCUUCAAGAACCCUCGCGUGUAUCUCUCCGUCAAAGACAUCCUCAGAGACUUCUUCGUCGACGAGGGCGUCACACAGGUGACGCUACAGCCGGAGUACAUGACGAGGGAGCCCGGGGCGUCACCAGAGGACGGUGUGUGCCUCCUGCGUUGUGAGGACCAAGACUGCCACGAGAGGGAGUGUUGCCGCUCCUGCCCCCACCACCCACUCCUCCUGGGCGUCUCCACCCACGGUGAAGUUUCCUCGCAGUCAAAAGACUCGCCUUGUGAGGCUGGGACGUGCGUGUGUGGAUCACGGGACGGCGUGUGUGGAUCACGGGAUGGCGUGUGUGGAUCAGGGAACGGCGUGUGUGGAUCAGGGAACGGCGUGUGUGGAUCAGGGAACGGCGUGUGUGGAUCACGGGAUGGCGUGUGUGGAUCAGGGAACGGCGUGUGUGGAUCAGGGAACGGCGUGUGUGGAUCACGGGAUGGCGUGUGUGGAUCACGAGACGGCGUGUGUGGAUCAGGGGACGGCGUGUGUGGAUCACGGGACGCCAAGCAGGGGGCUGAGGAUGCUGUGAACGAAUCAUGCAGAGGAGCGAGUGAGCCAGAAGAUGGUAGACAGAUCAAACAUUCGUCAGACGACGGUCGGUGUCAGACCUACAUCUUCCCCUGCUUGCCUGACAGCCCAGGCGACCAAGCGUCUGUCACGAAGCCUACUACUACUGACCAACACACCCAGGGCAGCCUAGUCAAUGACGCUCCAAGUCAACACUCCAAGGAGCACCUAGCCACGGACGGUCCCACGCUGUGCCCCAAGAAACACCUAGCCAAGGACGGUCCCACGCUGUGCCCCAAGGAACACCUAGCCACGGACGGUCCCACGCUGUGCCCCAAGGAACACCUUCUUCCGCCAGAAGAAACAUAGAGACUACUGUACACAUUACCAGUCAGGACUUGUCGGCAGGUUACAAUACACUUGACUGAACUCCACACCUGUCAGCACAUUUAUGUUAAUGGUGAAUUUAUAAUUUGCCGAACUCACAUCAGCAGAGUUUUGCUGUGUUGAGCUCACAUCAGCAGAGUUUUGCUGUGUUGAGCUCACAUCAGCAGAGUUUUGCUGUGUUGAGCUCACACCAGCAGAGUUUUGCUGUGUUGAGCUCACAUCAGCAGAGUUUUGCUGUGUUGAGCUCACAUCAGCAGAGUUUUGCUGUGUUGAGCUCACAUCAGCAGAGUUUUGCUGUGUUGAGCUCACACCAGCAGAGUUUUGCUGUGUUGAGCUCACACCAGCAGAGUUUUGCUGUGUUGAGCUCACACCAGCAGAGUUUUGCUGUGUUGAGCUCACAUCAGCAGAGUUUUGCUGUGUUGAGCUCACAUCAGCAGAGUUUUGUUGUGUGUUGAGCUCACACCAGCAGAGUUUUGCUGUGUUGAGCUCACAUCAGCAGAGUUUUGCUGUGUUGAGCUCACACCAGCAGAGUUUUGCUGUGUUGAGCUCACAUCAGCAGAGUUUUGCUGUGUUGAGCUCACACCAGCAGAGUUUUGCUGUGUUGAGCUCACAUCAGCAGAGUUUUGCUGUGUUGAGCUCACAUCAGCAGAGCUUUACUGAGGCUUGAGCUCACACCAGCAGAGUUUUGCUGUGUUGAGCUCACACCAGCAGAGCUUUACUGAGGCUUGAGCUCACACCAGCAGAGUUUUGCUGUGUUGAGCUCACAUCAGCAGAGUUUUGCUGUGUUGAGCUCACAUCAGCAGAGUUUUGUUGUGUGUUGAGCUCACACCAGCAGAGCUUUACUGAGGCUUGAGCUCACACCAGCAGAGCUUUACUGAGUCUUGUGCUCACACCUGCAGAGCUUUACUGUGUCUUGAGCUCACACCAGCAGAGCUUUACUGAGUCUUGAGCUCACACCAGCAGAGCUUUACUGAGGCUUGAGCUCACACCAGCAGAGCUUUACUGAGGCUUGAGCUCACACCAGCAGAGCUUUACUGAGGCUUGAGCUCACACCAGCAGAGCUUUACUGAGGCUUGAGCUCACACCAGCAGAGCUUUACUGAGGCUUGAGCUCACACCAGCAGAGCUUUACUGAGGCUUGAGCUCACACCAGCAGAGCUUUACUGAGUCUUGAGCUCACACCAGCAGAGCUUUACUGAGUCUUGAGCUCACACCAGCAGAGCUUUACUGAGGCUUGAGCUCACACCAGCAGAGCUUUACUGAGGCUUGAGCUCAUUGUGAAUAAAAUAUAUAUACGUGAAUAAAAUAUAUAAAGUCAA